Molecule: messenger RNA, 735 nt
Organism: Pipistrellus nathusii (Nathusius's pipistrelle)
Lineage: Eukaryota; Metazoa; Chordata; Mammalia; Chiroptera; Vespertilionidae
Source: the annotation of a GenBank genome assembly
AUGAUGAGGCGAGGCUUCCGAGUGGCAGCCACCCUGGGCCGCCUCAGAGCCCUUCCUGGCACGCCCUGCCUCCUGCCCAUCCGCAACCCCGCCACAGCGUUUGGAUCCUCCAUGGCCUCCCGGAUCUCAAGAUUCUGCCCAGAGAAGACAGACUUUAAGGAUUUUGCCCUUCCCAAUGCCAGCUGGUGUCCCGACAUGCUGGGCCUGUACCAGGAAUUUCUGGAGAAGACCGAGACCGACGGCUGGAUCAAACUGCCCUCCUUCAAGUCCAACAGAGAACACAUCCACGGGCUCAAACUCCCAACCGAAUUAGCCGAUCCCCCAGAAAAAAGUGACAGCCGCAUCAUCACCAGGAGCAUCCAAGUGGAAGGACAAGGCUACGAGCAUGUCAUCUUUUUUAACCCGUCCAAGAAGAAGUCCAUCUGUCUUUUCCAGCCGGGCCCCUACUUGGAGGGACCCCCAGGGUUUGCCCACGGAGGGUCCCUGGCCACCAUGAUGGACGAGACCUUUUCUAAAACUGCCUACCUGGCUGGAGAGGGGCUGUUAACACUCAGCCUCAGCAUCAGGUUCAAAAACAUGAUCCCCGUGGGCUCACUGGCUGUCCUGAACGUCAGCGUGGACAAGAUUGAGGACCAGAAGCUUUAUCUGUCCUGCAUCACCCAGACCAGAGACCAGGAGACAGUCUAUGCCAAGUCCUCAGGUGUUUUCCUUCAGCUGCAGCUAGAACAGGAGUAA